AUGAAAAUAUUCGAUAUCAUAUAUUUCACCUGUGAUUGGGUCACGUACAUCGCCAUAUUAAUUGGCAGUAUUUUAUGUAAAUACACUGUUAAUGAUUUUAUCAUUGACAUUCACAAAAUCAACAAAGAUCUUAGGUCUAGCCGCUUCUACAAGCUGUAUGAUGAGGCAGAGCGUCAAAUUCUUCGUUUUCUUCGCUACGUUGACGCUCGUCCACUAAAGCAACGUGUGUUAGGUUUGUUACCUGUAGACCUGACUUUGCCUGUGUCUGUACUCAGCUUCUGCGUCACUUACUUGAUUAUGGUCAUACAGCUCACACAUCUAGAUUAG
Messenger RNA from Plodia interpunctella (Indianmeal moth), 327 nucleotides. RefSeq lists its product as uncharacterized. The record is from RefSeq and is a predicted model, not a curated record. NCBI's taxonomy places the organism in Eukaryota, Metazoa, Arthropoda, Insecta, Lepidoptera, Pyralidae. The transcript has 2 exons. Gene Ontology annotation, biological process: sensory perception of taste. Gene Ontology annotation, cellular component: membrane. The coding region runs from base 1 to 327 and encodes 108 amino acids.